Molecule: messenger RNA, 957 nt
Organism: Aspergillus steynii IBT 23096
Lineage: Eukaryota; Fungi; Ascomycota; Eurotiomycetes; Eurotiales; Aspergillaceae
Exons: 1
Coding region: 164-694 (176 amino acids)
Source: RefSeq, a predicted model, not a curated record
CACAGCAGUAUCAAUCAAAGAUGGACACGAAGGAAGGAACGACAGGAAGCCUGUCUGGGAUACCGAAGUAUAGAGAAGGAGGUGUCGGAACACUUGAAAGAGAGUGAGUGUGGUGAUCGAGAGAAGAGACAGAGCCGACGGAGCGAAAGAACGGCGGGUAUUUAUGAGGGACGUCCAGGGCAGUCCAGGGCAGUCCUGCCCAGAGGAAAAGCUCAGGAACUCCAAUGAACACGCGGUGGAGACAGUGAAAGUCGGGAAAAGCCCCGGACCCACCGACCCUCGUUCUUCGUCCAUGGAUUCCGGUCAGGCACGCCUUCUGCUUGUACCUCUGGCGAGGAAACAUCCAAUCCGGUUCCCUCCGUCCUCCCGGCGCCGCCUCCUUUUCCCUCUCCUCAAUUUCAGGAACCCGACGUCUUCUUUCACUCUUUCAUUCUUUUAUUUCCCGCGUUCAUCCUGUCAAACAGCUUCCUUUUCCCCUUCCUUUUUCUUCUUUUUUCUCCUUCGUUUUUGCCCUUGCGCCGAUCGUCCGAUUGGCAGCCUCCACCCAACGCCGGUGUUACAGCGUGUCGUGUCCAUUCCCUUUCCAGGGCAUUUGGGCCUCGUUAACCUUCCACUAACCUUCUUAGCCCAGGCUUGGUCCUUGGUUAAAGCGUUUGCCUGCGCUGGUCGGGUCCAGGGGGAUCAUCGUUAUUGAUUUCGGAUGUCUACGCCACGCUAUCUAGUUCGACGUUUAGCCUCUUGUCUAAGGUCUAGUCCCGUCCGCUUAAACCGUUUCCAGUCGACUCGACUCGCGUCAGCUCCAGUCCGAGCUGAAAGAAAAGAAGAAAGACCCAAAAAAAUUCCAACACAGAAAGCAACGCACGAAAGAAAGAAAAAUCAAACAAGCCCAAGCGGGAUCCACCCCGGGCACCGAGACACGCACAAAAAAAGAGAGAAUGCGAAGAGACUAAGACUGAC